UUUUAGUUCAUCCUAACCAUAUACUCCUUAUUUAGUUCAUUUACCAUUGCUAUUGCUAUUGCUAUUUCAACAUUUUCUUGAGAUUCAAGAAUGGGUCAUUUGAGAAGAAAGGCUCCACCUUUUUGCUCUGUUUUCUUGAUUUUCCUAACUCUUUUAUGGGGUUUUCAAAAUACUUAUGGAGAACAAAAACAACCCAUUAAAACUGUUGUUGUGUUGGUUUUGGAAAAUAGAUCUUUUGAUCAUUUGCUUGGAUGGAUGAAGAAAUCAGUGAAUCCAAGAAUCAAUGGUGUUACUGGAAAAGAGUGUAAUCCAUUGUCUACUAAAGCUCAAGAUACUGAAGCAAUUUGCUUUACUGAUGAUGCACAGUAUGUGGAUCCAGACCCUGGUCACUCUUUCGAAGAUGUGGAACAACAGGUAUUUGGCUCUGGCUCUGGCUCUAUUCCAUCAAUGUCAGGUUUUGUAGAACAAGCACUCACUAUGUCUGAUAAGAAUCUAUCAAGAGCUGUCAUGAGAGGAUUUAAGCCGGAAAAUGUCCCAAUUUACGCCACAUUAGUUCGCGAAUUCGCGGUAUUCGACAGAUGGUUUUGUUCAAUUCCAGGUCCAACACAACCAAACAGGCUAUUUCUAUACUCUGCAACUUCUCAUGGUUCCACUAGUCAUGUAAAGAAGCAGCUAGCUACAGGGUAUCCGCAAAAAACCAUAUUCGAUUCGCUACACGAAAACGGAUUGGAUUUCGGUAUUUACUACCAAAACAUACCAUCAACUCUGUUUUACAGAAAUCUAAGGAUGUUGAAGUACAUGUUUAAGUUUCAUCAGUAUGAUUUGAAGUUCAAGAAAGAUGCUAAAAAUGGAAACUUGCCUAAUUUGACAGUGAUUGAGCCAAGGUAUUUCGGUAUAAUCGGAUAUCCAGCAAAUGAUGAUCAUCCAUCACAUGAUGUUGCUGAUGGACAGAAAUUAGUUAAGGAGAUUUAUGAGACAUUGAGGAGUAGUCCUCAGUGGAAUGAGACACUUUUUGUUAUUACUUAUGAUGAACAUGGUGGAUUUUAUGAUCAUGUUAAAACUCCUUUUGGUGAUGUUCCAAAUCCAGAUGGUAAUACUGGGCCUGCACCUUCUUUCUUUAAGUUCGAUAGGCUUGGUGUUCGUGUUCCAACGAUUAUGGUGUCUCCUUGGAUCAAGAAAGGAACUGUAAUAACCAAGCCUAAGGGACCUACACCAAGUUCAGAAUUCGAACACUCAUCAAUUCCAGCAACAAUAAAGAAAAUAUUCAAUCUUACAUCGAAUUUUCUAACUCAUAGAGAUGCUUGGGCUGGCACAUUUGAACAUGUUGUAGCACAAUUGUCAUCUCCAAGAACUGAUUGCCCUGAGGUUCUACCGGAUGCAUCUCCUUUGAGAAGCACUACUACUGAAGCUGAUGAAACUCGGGCAUUGUCCGAGUUUCAGAGCGAAGUAGUGCAAUUAGCAGCUGUGUUGAAUGGGGACCAUUUUUUGAGCAGUUUUCCACAUGAAAUGGGGAAGAAAAUGAAUGUUAAAGAAGGUCAUAGUUAUGUAGGAGGUGCAGUUUCAAGAUUUAUUAGUGCAAGUAAAGAAGCUAUUAAGUUAGGAGCAGAUGAGUCUACUAUUGUAGAUAUGAGAUCUUCUCUCACUACUAGAACUUCUGUACACCACUAGUUUUUUUUAGUUUUUUUAUUUAUAUGUGAUAUCAAUAAGCCCUUUAAAUGUAUAUUGGUUUUUUUUUUUUUUUGUGGAUUUUGGCAUCCAUUUAUACUUUUGCUACUUAAUUUACUAGUAGAGUUUUUCUUUGUGUCAAGAGGAUACAACAAUCUAUAUAUAAUAAA
Solanum stenotomum is the source of this 1835-nucleotide messenger RNA. Its product is annotated as non-specific phospholipase C6. The transcript has 4 exons. Gene Ontology annotation, molecular function: hydrolase activity, acting on ester bonds. The record is from RefSeq and is a predicted model, not a curated record. Lineage: Eukaryota; Viridiplantae; Streptophyta; Magnoliopsida; Solanales; Solanaceae. Gene Ontology annotation, biological process: phospholipid catabolic process. The coding region runs from base 91 to 1668 and encodes 525 amino acids.